Molecule: messenger RNA, 666 nt
Organism: Osmia bicornis bicornis
Lineage: Eukaryota; Metazoa; Arthropoda; Insecta; Hymenoptera; Megachilidae
Exons: 3
Coding region: 171-512 (113 amino acids)
Biological process (GO): cristae formation
Cellular component (GO): mitochondrial crista junction; MICOS complex
Source: RefSeq, a predicted model, not a curated record
AACAUGCCCCAGCCAAUCUGAUUGAAGAGCCAUCUACAACUUUUUCGUCACUAAGUAAGAAGCAGUAGACAGGUAGAAGCAUCUGAACACCUUACAUAAUUUUCAGAUUUUUGUAUAACAAACGAAGGAGUGACAGAAACUGUCAUAUUCCAAUAAUUUACAUUUUUGUAAUGGGUAUCAUUCGGUUUGCUGUAAAAACCAGUAUUGUGGGAAGUAUCGUAUAUGUAACAUACGAAGAGGGUUUAUGGUCAAAACCAGAAGAAACUGCUAAAUUAUAUGAAAAAUUAUAUGUUAAUGUCGCUCCUUACGUUAACCAAAAUGUACCUAAAGAGGUAACAGAAAAGUAUACUAAAUUGCCCAGUGUUACAACUCUUACAAGUUGUGCAAAAAAAUCUUGGAACAAAGGAGUUAUGACUACUAUGGAAUUCAUAGCUAAUUUACCUACUCAUACUGUGAAUGGUACUAUGGGUUUAUAUAAACAUGCAGAGCAAUAUAUCAAACAACUAAAUUAGUUUGAUGAAAAAUUAUACAUAAUAUUGUUAGAAUUGUUUUAUAUAUACAUUUCGAGUCAAAAUCAUGUAAAUUAUUAUAGUAUUUAUAAAUAAGGAAUUAUAAUCUACUUUAUGUUCACAUUUUCUUUGUAUAUAUUAAAAUCUUCAUAAUGUC